Molecule: messenger RNA, 1704 nt
Organism: Hypomesus transpacificus
Lineage: Eukaryota; Metazoa; Chordata; Actinopteri; Osmeriformes; Osmeridae
Product: stress-associated endoplasmic reticulum protein 1-like
Exons: 3
Coding region: 166-366 (66 amino acids)
Biological process (GO): endoplasmic reticulum unfolded protein response
Cellular component (GO): endoplasmic reticulum
Source: RefSeq, a predicted model, not a curated record
UUCCGGUGCGGGCGGGGUUAAAAACUGUAUACGUAUACAUUUGCACUGCUUUUAUUCUCCUUCAGUAAAUCGGUAGCAAAAGAGCUGUAUGAUUUUCGGCGAAAGGAUAGAAUAACCAACUUAAAAAAAAAAAAUUCUGACAGAUUCUGUAGUCCACUUUGAAAGAUGGUUGCCAAACAGCGAAUUCGCAUGGCUAACGAGAAACAUAGCAAGAACAUCACGUUAAGAGGCAAUGUAGCCAAAUCCACGAGAAACGCUACGGACGACAAGGUAGCGGUUGGGCCGUGGCUGCUGGCGCUGUUCAUCUUCGUGGUGUGCGGAUCAGCUAUUUUCCAGAUCAUCCAGAGUAUCCGCAUGGGGAUGUAGGACAACAGCGAUGACAUCACUACUGUGUUCAUUCCACUCAGUAUCCCCCCACCCCCGAUGGUCCACCCCCUGAACCCUGUUCCUGACAGAACCCCAGUUCCACCCCCUGAACCCUGUUCCUAACAGAACCCCAGUUCCACCCCCUGAACCCUGUUCCUGACAGAACCCCAGCUCCACCCCUUGAACCCUGUUCCCAACAGAACCCCAGCUCCACCCCCUGAACCCUGUUCCUGACAGAACCCCAGUUCCACCCGGUGAACCCUGUUCCUGACAGAACCCCAGUUCCACCCCCUGAACCAUGUUCCCAACAGAACCCCAGCUCCACCUCGCCCUGCCACCUCCAAGUCUUAUCAGCAGAGUGUUGUGAAGUCUACCAGUCAGAGGACCAGCUACUGUCUUGCACUUUCACUGACUUCUUCUCCUUCAUUUGUUUAUUUGAAACAUUUCUUUCAUUUUUUUUUUGUUCAUUGAAAAUGUUCUUUCAAUGGAUUUUCUUUUGUUAGCUAGCUCUGAAUCUUCCAAGCCAUUCCGUCUAGGUGCCUUAGUUCAAGAACUAACCAGGCCAUGCCAAACCAGGCCAGACCAGACCAUGCCUAGCUUCUCUUACAGCUGAUGCUCGGUGACAACCUUGGCACAGCUGCCAUCUUGAAACCAUUCCCUUACUGGUGGAGAAGUCCCAGCUCUCUACUGCUGUGUUGUAAUGACCUACUCUAAUCUAGUCACUGUGUUGUAAUGACCUACUCUAAUCUAGUCACUGUGCUGUAAUGACCUACUCUAAUCUAGUCACUGUACUGUCAGACAGAACGAACAAUGUGUCUUACUUAAUUUGGUUUGCGGGCCCAGUUUUUCUGUUGAGUUUUUCUUCAGGUUUAGGUGGUACAGGGUUAGACGGCUCUAACAGGUCACAGGUCCUUUAGUUGCCAACGAUUCAACAUCGGACUCCAGUACAAUGUUAAGAUUUCUACAUUUCUCCGCUUUAUACUUCUGUGAUUAUUUAAUGCUGCCUUCAAAUCUUUUCUUAUAUGUCUUAUUUCUACAGUCAAUCAGACUGCUUCAUAGAUAUAGCAGAUCUAAACUCAAGCUGGGAAAUAUGUUUUGAAAUGUUAAAUAUUCCAGAAAGAUGAUUAUGGAAUCAUCCCUUUAGAGAUGCCUGUGUGAUGGAGUCUUGGACAGCUGCAUUGGCCUCCAGGGACACAUGAAGUUAUGUCUCACCAACAAUGUGGAGAUGGGUUAAUAUGUAAAUAAAUGACAGAUUGAUGUGUUGUGCAUAACAAUCUGCGUUUGCUGGCAGUGACUGACGAGGGAAAUUUAAUAAAAACGUGAUUGAUGACAAACCUG